This is a messenger RNA of Cantharellus anzutake, 1224 nucleotides long. RefSeq lists its product as uncharacterized. Gene Ontology annotation, biological process: DNA repair; telomere maintenance. Gene Ontology annotation, molecular function: DNA helicase activity. The record is from RefSeq and is a predicted model, not a curated record. The transcript has a single exon. The coding region runs from base 1 to 1224 and encodes 407 amino acids. Lineage: Eukaryota; Fungi; Basidiomycota; Agaricomycetes; Cantharellales; Hydnaceae.
AUGUCACUGCUUGAGUUCAUUACCGAUACAUAUGAGCAGAAUGUUAGCCGACAAGAAACAUCACCAGCGAUUCAAUCUGAAGUGGAAGGCACUCCAAGAAUUGCCAAGAGUCGUGGUCAUCCUGCAAACAUCCGGAGCCCAUACUUGGAUUCGCAUGGCAGUCAUGACAUAAAACUGCAUAUUGUUCGAUCCUCUGGACAUCGAACCAUCGCAAAUAUAGUGGGUAAAUGGUUUCCAAGGCAAGAUGACGAGGACUGCACCGAUAUGCACCGUGCAUCGAUAUUGUGUCUUCUAAAACCAUGGAGAAAUCUGUCAAUGUUAAAGGGAGAUGGUUCAUGGGCAUCAGCAUAUGAGCUGUUUGUACAACAAUUGGAACCUAAGAAGGCAGCAAUUAUUGGAAAUGCGCAGUUCUACCAUGAAUGCAAGGAUUCGGCAAUGCACACAGCUGUCUCACAAGUAGGCUCUUCAGGCCAUGUGAGAGACAGUGAUGAGGAGAUGGAGGCAGGUGGGGAAGAAAUUGGAGAUAGGGAACCUAUGGUGGGAGGUGACUUGACAGAGGCCAGUCUGGAAGAGUUCUUGCAUGACAAAGCUUGGACUCGCAAAGUACUUCAUGGCGAACAUGCAGUAGAAUGUGCAAGUGCAGCACAAGUGUUCAAGUCAAUGUCGGACUCUUGGGACAUGGAGGCAACGUUAACAUCUGUUACACAUGCGGACUUGGAGAAGGUUGCAUGCUGGAAGGAAGCAAUGAAACGUGGAGAUGAAAGCACUGCAAGUGAAGGACCAGAAGUACAAAGAGAUGAUAUAGGGAGAGUGGAGUCACUCACAGAUAGGGCAUACAGCUGUCGUGGAGGAGCAGAUGGGGGAGUGGAACUUCUGAAUAGUUCAGAAGCCUUUCGACCAUCUGCUGCAGUUGACACAUCCCAUCUUCGGAAGGACCAACGAAGAGCAUAUGACAUCAUAACCACACAUGGUCAGAAUAACAUCAAUGGUGGAAGGGGAGAGCAUCUCUUGAUGUUGUUGUUAGGCAAGGGGGGAACAGGCAAAUCUGUUGUGAUUAGUAUGGUGACAUCGUUCUUCGAGGUGCAAGGAAAGGGAGACAUGCUGGUGAAGGGAGCAUACACUGGCAUCGCAGCCUGUCACAUUAGUGGACGCGCCUUGCACUCAUUAAUCGGUAUGCCUCGGAGCAAACAACAGAUGCCAUCGUCCGAGCAGAUUAAGAUGUGA